Polistes dominula (European paper wasp) is the source of this 1437-nucleotide messenger RNA. It is a transcript of the gene TM9SF4, whose product is annotated as transmembrane 9 superfamily protein member 4. The record is from RefSeq and is a predicted model, not a curated record. Gene Ontology annotation, cellular component: membrane. NCBI's taxonomy places the organism in Eukaryota, Metazoa, Arthropoda, Insecta, Hymenoptera, Vespidae. Gene Ontology annotation, biological process: protein localization to membrane.
UAUCAUGGAUAUAGAUUAGGAGGUGUUAUAGGUGAUCAAGUUUAUAUUAAUAAUCAUUUGACAUUAAAAUUAGGAUAUCACGAACAUGGAGAAAAUCAAUUUAGAGUAGUAGAAUUUGAAGUGGAAGCUCGAUCAGUAGAUAUAAGUAAAUUGAAUUAUGAUGGAAACAAGUGUAUAUUACCAGCUGAAACAAGCCCUCAAUUUAUUAAUCCUAAAGGUACUAGAUUGUUAUUCUUAUAUUCCGUGAAGUGGAAAAAAUCAGAUGUGAGUUGGGCAAGCAGAUGGGACACAUAUCUAGGAAUGAAUGAUGUUAAAAUUCAUUGGUUUUCUAUUAUAAAUUCACUCAUUGUAGUGUUUUUCUUAUAUGGUAUUCUUAUCACGAUCAUGGUAAGAACUCUUAAAAGAGAUAUAGCUCGUUACAAUGCAGGUGAUAAUGAUAGUCUAGCUGGCUUAGACGAAAGUAUUGAAGAAACUGGUUGGAAAUUAGUACAUGGAGAUGUUUUUAGACCACCUCCUAAUUCACGUUUGUUUGCUGCUGUUAUAGGCAAUGGCAUUCAAAUAUUUUUUAUGGCACUUAUUACAAUAUUUUUUGCCAUGCUUGGAAUGCUUUCACCAGCAAGUAGAGGAGCAUUAGGAACUUGUGCUAUAUUUUUAUUUGUAUUUUCUGGAUCAAUUGCUGGAUAUUUUUCUGCACGUCUGUAUAAAACAAUGCGAGGACGAGAAUGGAGAAGAGCUGCGUUAUUGACAGCAACACUUUAUCCUGGUAUAGUAUUUACUACAUGUUUUUUUCUAAACUUCUUCAUAUGGGGAAAACACAGUUCAGGAGCAGUUCCAUUUACAACUAUGUUAGCAUUACUUUGCCUAUGGUUUGGCAUUUCACUUCCCUUAGUAUAUCUCGGAUAUUUCUUUGGUUAUCGUAAACAUCCGUUUACACAUCCUGUUAGAACAAAUCAAAUUCCCAGACAAAUUCCAGAUCAAUUAUGGUAUAUGAAUCCAAUAUUUUGUACGUUGAUGGCUGGCAUAUUACCAUUUGGUGUUGUCUUCAUAGAAUUGUUUUUUAUUUUGACAGCAUUAUGGGAAAAUCAAUUUUAUUAUCUUUUUGGAUUUUUAUUUUUAGUAUUUUGUAUUCUUGUCAUUUCUUGCUCUCAAAUAUCUGUAGUCAUGGUAUAUUUGCAACUUUGUGCAGAAGAUUAUAGAUGGUGGUGGAGAAGUUUUAUAGUUAGUGGUGGAUCAGCUGUAUAUAUGUUAGCAUAUUCAAUUUUUUACUUUAUGACCAAAUUAGAAAUAACAGAAUUGGUUCCAACGCUGAUGUAUUUUGCAUAUACAGCAUUAAUGGUGCUUACAUUUUGGUUGUUAACUGGUACAAUUGGUUUCUUUGCUGCAUAUGCUUUCAUUCGCAAAAUAUAUGCAGCAGUUAAAUAGACUAGUCGCAAUUGU